CCGCGGGGCCCUUGGACGCGCGCACGGGGCCCCCCGCGCUGAGCUCGCCCGGCCGGAGCGCCGGCCCCGCCGCAGGGGCGGUGAUGAGCGCCCAGGGACCGCCGCCCCUGGCCGCCCCCCGCGGGCGCCCCGGCCGCCUGCUGGUGCCCGCGCGGAAUAAAACUGGCAUUGCAUUGUUGUACCAGGAAGGGUCUGAACAUGCCUAUGACAUUCGAUUGAAGCUGACAAAAGAGGUCCUCACAAUUCAAAAACAAGAUGUCGUCUGUGUUAGUGGGAGCAAUUGCAGUGCAAAUCACAGAACUGUUACACUUCGCAGACAGCCUGUUGGCGGCUUGGGCCUGAGUAUAAAGGGAGGCGCGGAGCAUGGAGUCCCGGUCGUCUUGUCAAAGAUUUUCAAAGACCACGCAGCUGACCAGACAGGGAUGUUGUUCAUAGGAGAUGCUAUUUUGCAGGUUAAUGGCAUUAAUGUAGAACAUGCAACCCAUGAAGAAGUGGUACACCUACUGAGAAAUGCUGGCGAUGAAGUGACUCUCACUGUUGAGUAUCUCAGGGAAGCACCGGCAUUCCUGAAGCUCCCACUAGGGUCCCCUGGACCAUCCAGCGACCACAGCAGUGGGACUUCCUCUCCUCUCUUUGACAGUGGCUUGCAUUUGAAUGGAAACUCCAGUAACACCGCUCCAUCAUCACCUUCCUCGCCCAUAGCUAAUGAACCAAAAUAUGAGAAGCGCUGGCUAGACACCUUGUCAGUUCCUCUGUCUAUGGCUCGAAUCUCAAGGUACAAAGCUGGAACGGAAAAAUUAAGGUCCAGUGCAUUUGAGGUGCUGGCUCUGGAUGGAGUUAGCUCCGGGAUUCUUCAGUUUUACACAGUACAGGAGAGUGCAGACUGGCUGAGGGCUGUGUCAGCGAACAUCAGUGACCUGACGCUACAAAACAUGAAAAUGGCAAACAAAUGCUGUUCUCCUUCUGACCAGGUUGUGCAUAUGGGGUGGGUCACUGAGAGACUCGAAGGUGUCGGCUCUUCUCAAACCUUCAGAUCCAAGUUCCUGGCCUUGAAAGGCUGCUCCUUCUACAUUUUCAGCACUCCUCCGGUGAGCACAUUAGACUGGGUACGGGCAGAAAAAACCUAUAACCUCUGUGAGGUGCUAUUUAAAGUUCACAAGUUCUGGCUUACAGAUGACUGCUGGUUACAAGCAAACUUGUAUCUGGGUCUUCACGACUUUGACUCUGAAGAGCAGAGGCCAUAUUGCUUCAGCGUCCUCGUUGGUCAUGGCAAGAGUCAUGUCUUCCAUGUGGAACUUGGGAGUGAGCUAGCCGUGUGGGAGAAGUCAUUCCAAAGAGCAACUUUCAUGGAAGUGCAGAGAACUGGGUCCAAAACAUACCCCUGCAGCUGGCAAGGAGAAAUCCUGUGUUUCACAGUGGAUUUUGCUUUGGGAUUCACCUGUUUUGACAGUAAGACAAAGAAUGUGCUCUGGAGAUUUAAAUUCUCCCAACUUAAGGGAUCUUCCGAUGAUGGAAAAGCUCGAGUAAAGCUGUUAUUUCAGAAUCUAGACACCAAACAAAUUGAGAUGAAGGAGCUGGAGUUUCAGGAUCUAACAUGUGUCCUGCACUGCAUUCACUCCUUCAUCGCAGCCAAGGUGGCCUCUGUGGACCCCAUGUUCAUAGAUAGUCAGAGCGUCGCAAGAAAAUACAUGUACAGCAACUAACUAAAAGUGCUUCUGCUGAGUGCUGAAAAUUAAAUUAUUUUCUUAAGAAAUGAAUCUUUCCUGCACAAUGUUGCAACUUUGUGUGAUUUUAUAAUGAGCCUAUAGUUGUGAUACCAAUAAAAUAUGUCACUAGUUUCCAGAGACGGGUCAUACUUAUGUGAUGAGUUAAUCAGACUCUGUACAAGCUAAGCUGUGGUUCUGAGAACUCAGCUUCCAUGGGAAUUGAUUCCAUCACUGACAUUCCUGCAAAUCAGGUGAAAAUGGUAUCAACCCCUCAGGCCUACUUCAUACUUGGGGAAAUCCAGACUUUAUUUUUAUAGAAUUUAGAGUGCAAAAUAUUAGAGCUCACCAUUUUACUUCCUCAAGCAGUAAAGGCUUUCUUUGAAGUUUACUUAGUAUGCCAUCUUCUUAAGGAGACAGUGUAUAAAAGGUUUAUUUGAGAGAUGCACAAUGGAAAUCUGUGGGACAGGGAAAUCUAUUCUAAUUAUUUAAUUUUAAUGUUAGUUGUAAUUAAACUGUGAUCCUGUUAGAAAAUAUAGCCAUUCAAAUGAUUAUUUAUUUUCCUAAUUCAUAAAAUACACCUUUUCUUUUCUUGUUUCUCAUAUUGCAUAUUACUUCUAAGAAGAUUAGAUUCUCUAUGUUUGUUAUCAAAAUGAAUUUAAUGGUAUCCCCCCAUUGUUUGUAGGGAUGCAGACUUUAGUUAGAAAAUCUCAAAAUUAUGUACUCCUUUCUCAAGGCUACAAGUACAGGGAGAACAUAAAAUCAUCAGACUGUAAAGUACAGGAAGAUAAUUCUAAGAAAAAACAGUAUAUGGUACCUACAUUUUAUUUUGGAAGGCAAAUGUGCUUUAGCCACUGUAUGGUGUUCUUCAACAUGAUUGAAAUUCCAGCCACUAUUUCUGGGUCACUGCAAAUACAUUCCUUGUUGUAUUUUUAUUUACAAAGAAGGUGAUAUUUUAAUUUAUAAUAUAUUAAAUAUUUAUAAUUAAAGGUUUUUAUGUGUUUGAAGAUAUAUUCUUUUUCGAAGGUAUCUAUCUAUAGAAUAUAUAUUAUAUGUAUAUACUCUAUAUAAAAUUCCCAUUUACUUUU
Molecule: messenger RNA, 2791 nt
Organism: Sorex araneus (European shrew)
Lineage: Eukaryota; Metazoa; Chordata; Mammalia; Eulipotyphla; Soricidae
Gene: SNTG2
Product: syntrophin gamma 2
Exons: 17
Coding region: 84-1703 (539 amino acids)
Cellular component (GO): intracellular anatomical structure; dystrophin-associated glycoprotein complex
Molecular function (GO): protein binding; structural molecule activity
Source: RefSeq, a predicted model, not a curated record